Messenger RNA from Schistosoma spindalis, 1893 nucleotides. The record is from the annotation of a GenBank genome assembly. Lineage: Eukaryota; Metazoa; Platyhelminthes; Trematoda; Strigeidida; Schistosomatidae.
GCCUUCUCGUCUACCAAAAGAUUUGGUCAAUAUUGUUAUUUGUGCAAGAUAUUGAUAAAUAUCUAUGUUUAAAAGGUAUAUCACUAAAACUAUAGUGGGUAUAGUAAAGAAGUAUACAAAAUUAGUUACAUAUUUGGAAAAUAAAUGGGCAAAUAAAUAUGCUUCAUCAUUUCAUAGUUAUAAAUUAUUUAAAAAUGGUGUCCACUCGACGUUGAUAGAUUUGGGUGACCUCAGUCAGUUAUGGAUAGAUAUUACUUGUCGUUCUCAGUCAAUCUUAGAAAUCCUACCGACUCUAAGUAGACAUCAGGUGUAUAUCCUACGUCAGGUGCCUAAAGAUUUGGUGAGGAUUUUGCCUGUAAUGCUUCUUGCUCCAUUACCAGGAACAAUACUAAUUUUACCAAUCUUUUUUGCCUUUCCUCGUAUUUUCUUGUCACGAGCAUUUUGGACACCAGAACAAUGUAAAUCUAUCGAUACAAAAUGUUUGAAAGAUCGAUUUGACUAUAAUACUCAAUCUUUAUUAAAAUCUAAGCUCUUGACAAUAAUUUAUUCGUCUCCUUGUUCUGUAAAUUAUUCUCAAUCUAUUUUGGAGUCUUUAAGAAAGUUAGCUAGUGCGUUAAGUCAGGUUUCAAUAUUGGAACCAAUUUCAAUUGAACAAAUUCGUGAUUUAAUACCUGCUUUCAAUGGUCCAUUAUCCUUAGAACAAUUGGAUACAAGUCAUUUAGCGGCUUUAUGUCGGUUACACGGUCUCUCUAUAUAUUCAUAUAUUUGGAUAAUGAAUACAUUAUUAUGGAAUGAUUUAUUCAAGAGAAAAUCCAUUCUAAAAACAUUUCGUAUACUUGUAUUAAAGAAACAUGCAUAUUUCCUAUAUGUUGAAGAUCAAUGUAUGCAAAGAGACAAGUUAUUCAAUGACAAUUCUUUAUCGAUUUUACAAAAUUCUGAUUUAAAACAACACUCUAAUUUCCUGAUAUGUAAGGAAAACCACUAUCUGUCUUUCAAGUAACAUUUCAUUUACGUGUACUUAUCAACCGUCCAUCUCAAUAAGUGAUAUUAUUUAGUGUUGGUGUAGGUUGAAAGAAAGCUAUAGGGUAUCGAGUCAAAACAUUGCAUCAAUUCAUGAGGUAAUGAAUAGUUGAAUUUGACCAAGUAGAUUUAAGUGAUAAUUAUCAGGUUGGGUUUCGCGCUAAUAUUUUAACGAAUGAUUUGAAAAUUUGGCUGAUAUAACUUAAAAUCAUUUACUUCUACACUGGUGCAUUUACUUCUUAUCUUCUUUUGGUUUCAGAAUCAUGAAAUCGGUGAGACUAUAAUUUAUGGACGAACCAAUCAGAUAUAAGAAAACAGGUUUCGGAUUUUGGCGCGACAUUCAUUUCUUCAUUUGGAUAAUUAGCGUUUUGGCACUAUAGCUGAUGUCAGUUCGUAAUGAAAACCCGAAAUCUAAUUCCUAAUCUUAACCAUCAAAUAUAAAUCAUAAUCCUUAUUCUUUAAACUGUUUUAUACUUCUUAUUUGUUUCUAGUUAUUAGGUGGGCAUUAUCAAGGUCAAUUUAGCAUCGCUCAAAGGUCGUCCAUAAAUUAUAGUCUCCCCAUGAAAUCUCCAUAAUCUUUUUGAUUUCUUUCUUUUCUACAUGUAAUUUUUUUCUAAUACUAUUCUUGGUAUUUAUCUCGAUCAUUUUAUUUUACUGUACUAAUGUUGUGUAGCAACAUGAGAUGACGUAAAUAUGUUUUAAAUUUUAUUGUGCAUAUGACCAAGUAGCUUUUUCAGGAGUCUGAACAAAAUAAAUUUGUUUUUUAAUACGAAUAUUCAAUUUUUUUUGAAAAAUUACAGUCCUUUUUUUAGGUUUUGGUUUAUUAUAUCAUAAAUUAUUAUAAUAAACAAUUUUGCAAGAUAUUAAACCAAG